AGUCGAGAGCCGAUGUCGGCAGUGUCACAAUUUGCUAUUAUUUCUACUUUUCCACGCAGAAUUGUGAAACUAGCCUUUAGUGGAAUGCACCAAGAGUUACCUGUCAAAUAUAACAAUUUUGUGGGCAACUGUUAAAAUAAUAAAUUAAAACUUUUAAAACUAAAAACUUUAUUGUCCUAGUUAUAAAUCUUCAUUUUAAUAAAAUAUAACGUAAUUCCUACGACAACAAUAUAUUAAUAUCAUUUAAGUGAAUUAUUUUUGAAAAAAUUAUUGCAGAGCUGGCAACAGUGACAAUGACAUAAUUUCAAACCUCGGUUCAGAAUAUAGAAAUCUUACAAAUUUCACAUUUAUCUACUUUGUUUAUUCUAUUUUUAAAUAAGUGUAUGGUUCCAAGGUCUACAACUAGUUUAUAUAGAUCAGUUUGUAAUCAAAAUUAACCCUUAUCUUAUCUAUUAAAAUACUUAAGAGUAUUUGUAAGGUGCUUUUUCUUUGUCAUGCUGUAUAACAUUUUAAACUAGGUACAACAAAGCUAUUUUGUAUAAACAAUGGAUAUAAUUUUUUGGCCUAUAACUAACCAUGUAAAAGCUACAAUAAACAGAACAUUUGAAGGACGAGAGGCUUGGCAAAUAGUAUCCACUUCAGUUACUACGGUGGUAGUAGUUACAAACCUCUUUAGAUUUCUGUUUCAAAAAGAGGAGAAUAUCAUUGAAAGAACAAAGAAAACUGCUUUUAAAUUACUAAGGAAGAUUCCCUCGAUAAAAAAGAAAAUUGAUGAGGAAUUGGAGACUGUUACUAAAAAUUUCGAAGACAGUAUGAAAAAUAAAACGAAAGAUUUAUUGUAUAUAACUCAAUUACCAAAAGAAGGGAUGGGAAAAGAAGCUAUUUUCAAGAGUUUAGAUGAAAACUUGAGUUUAGGGAAUUAUGAUUGGAAAGGAGGUCAGGUUUCUGGAGCUGUUUAUUAUUUCAAUCAAGAUUUAAUCGAUUUAGUUUCCGCUGUUUAUGGAAAGACAUCGUAUACAAAUCCACUACAUCCGGAUUUAUUUCCUGGUUUAUGUAAAAUGGAAGCCGAAGUUGUGAGAAUGACUAUUGAUCUCUUUCAUGGAGGGCCAGAUGCUGUCGGAUCAAUGACGAGCGGUGGUACUGAAUCAAUUUUGAUGGCCUGUAAAGCUUUUAGGGAUUACGCUAGAGACAUAAAAGGGAUUACGCAUCCAGAGAUAGUAGUUCCAAUUACUGCCCAUUCGGCAUUCGAUAAAGCAGCGCAAUUUUUUAAAUUAAAAAUCAGAUCUAUUCCAAUCGACCCUCUUACUUGUCAAGUAGAUCUGGUAAAAUAUAAAAAAGCCAUCAAUAAUAAUACAGUUAUGUUAGUAGCUUCUGCUCCAAACUUCCCCUAUGGUACUAUGGAUAACAUCUCCACCAUAUCUGAAUUCGGUAUUAGAUAUGAAGUACCUGUACAUGUAGAUUCGUGUUUAGGAGGAUUUUUGAGUUGUUUUAUGGAGGAAGCCGGAUAUCCCAUUCCUAUUUGCGAUUUUAGGUUACCUGGAGUUACAAGUAUAUCUGCUGAUACCCAUAAAUACGGUUAUACUCCAAAAGGGUCUUCGGUUAUAAUGUACAAAGAAAAAAAAUACCGACACUAUCAAUAUACGGUUUCAACUGAGUGGCCUGGAGGUGUGUAUGGUUCCCCAAGUGUUAGUGGAUCUAGACCUGGGGGUAAUAUUGCCGUUUGUUGGGCAGCUAUGCUGAAUUUUGGUAGAGAUCAAUAUGUGCAAGCCACUAGAGAAAUUAUACACACAACUAGAUAUAUAGAAAAAGGAUUGAGAAGAAUGAAAGGAAUUUUCGUUUUUGGAAAUCCGGUAACUAGCGUUGUAGCUAUAGGAUCAAAAGAUUUUGAAGUUUAUAGAUUGUCUUCUGCGCUCGAAGAAAAAGGUUGGAAUUUAAACGCUCUCCAGUUUCCUUCUGGUCUCCAUAUAUGCGUAACCAGACAACAUACUCAACCUGGAGUUGCUGAUAAAUUUUUGGACGACGUUAGAGAUUGUUUGGAUGAAAUUUUAAAAGAUCCAGGAUUACCUGUAGAGGGAAAGAUGGCCAUAUACGGAGUAGCUCAAUCGCUGCCAGAUAGAUCUAUAGUUGUAGAUUUCACUAGAAUAUUUUUGGAUUCAAUGCUUUACACACCAGUGAAAGAGAUUAAAUAUUAAGAUAUGUUUGAUUUUCUCGUUUUGAUUAUUGUGAGUGAUUAAAUAAAUACAUAUAUCGAAA
Messenger RNA from Diorhabda carinulata, 2253 nucleotides. Its product is annotated as sphingosine-1-phosphate lyase. The coding region runs from base 546 to 2192 and encodes 548 amino acids. Gene Ontology annotation, molecular function: pyridoxal phosphate binding; sphinganine-1-phosphate aldolase activity. Gene Ontology annotation, biological process: sphingolipid catabolic process; carboxylic acid metabolic process. The transcript is spliced from 9 exons. The record is from RefSeq and is a predicted model, not a curated record. Lineage: Eukaryota; Metazoa; Arthropoda; Insecta; Coleoptera; Chrysomelidae. Gene Ontology annotation, cellular component: endoplasmic reticulum.